Molecule: messenger RNA, 3512 nt
Organism: Clarias gariepinus (North African catfish)
Lineage: Eukaryota; Metazoa; Chordata; Actinopteri; Siluriformes; Clariidae
Product: B-cell receptor CD22-like
Exons: 14
Coding region: 1123-3147 (674 amino acids)
Source: RefSeq, a predicted model, not a curated record
GCGAGAUGGGGAUACCCAACUGUCUACUCUAAUGAACGUAGUGAGAUAUUAAGUGAGUUUAGUGGAAGGACAUCAGUCCCAGGAUCUCGUUAUAGUGGAGACUGCAGUUUAAGGAUUAACAACGUCCAGGACAGUGACAGUGAGGAGGGCCUGUACGUAUGGGUCUGGGAUAGAGAUGGGUACAACCAAGGAUUUUAUGAAGAUCAUCAAAUCAUCAACAUAUAUGUCUGGGAUCCUACAGAGCCUGAAAUAUCUGUUGAAAGCAAACAAGUAGAGGGCAAGCCUUUUACUGCAACAUGCAAAUUCCGCCAUUCCUGCCGCUCGUCUCCACCACGGAUUUACUGGUACGGUGCGAGUCCCAUUUCUAAUGCGUUUACCAACACGAAGGACUGGGAGGAAUUUUGGGAAUCUCAGGCCACUGCUACAUUCAGUGUAACUCAGGACACAAGUCUCAGGUGCAAGAGCUCUCUCAGUGGAACAUCUUACUGGAGUACUUCAGUUUAUAUCAAUGUCCUGUAUGCACCCAAGAAUGUGAAAAUAACUUACACGAGAAGCAGCACUGUAGUCGAGGGUAACAACAUCUCACUUCAAUGUACCAGCAAUAGCAACCCUACAGUCACAGCCUAUGAGUGGGUCGUCACCCAAAACACCACCACCACCCGCUACAGAGAAAAUCCUCUUGUCCUUCAAAAUGUCAGGAGAGACACGUCUGUUUCCUGCAUCGCCACUAACUCUGUUGGAACGGGCCAAUCACAGCAGUUAUCUCUCAGUGUCAAUUAUGCACCCAAGAAUGUGAAAAUAACUUACACGAGAAGCAGCACUGUAGUCGAGGGUAAUGACAUCUCACUUCAAUGUACCAGCAAUAGCAACCCUACAGUCAUAGCCUAUGAGUGGGUCGUCACCCAAAACACCACCACCACCCGCUACAGAGAAAAUCCUCUUGUCCUUCAAAAUGUCAGGAGAGACACGUCUGUUUCCUGCAUCGCCACUAACUCUGUUGGAACGGGCCAAUCACAGCAGUUAUCUCUCAGUGUCAAUUAUGCCCCAACAGAUGUGAAAGUAGAUUACACAGGAAGCAGCUCUGUGGUCGAGGGUGGCCAGAUCUCACUUACAUGUAACAGCAUGAGCAGGCCUGCACCCACGUACUAUGAGUGGUUAAUUUUCCCAAACAGCACCACCUUCAGUCCCAGUGGAAGUACUGUUGUCCUUCUAGAUGUGAGGAGAAACACAUCUGUUUCCUGCAUCGUCAAUAACUCUAUCGGACAGGGUGAAUCAAAGCAGCUGUUUCUCAAUGUCCAUUAUGCACCGAAAAAUGUAAGAAUAGAAUACACAAGAAGCACCACUGUAGUCGAGGGUAACAACAUCUCACUUCAAUGUACCAGCAACAGCAACCCUACAGUCACAGCCUAUGAGUGGGUCGUCACCCAAAACACCACCACCACCCGCUACAGAGAAAAUCCUCUUGUCCUUCAAAAUGUCAGGAGAGACACGGCUGUCUCCUGCAGCGCCACUAACUCUGUUGGAACGGGCCAAUCACAGCAGUUAUCUCUCAGUGUCAAUUAUGCCCCAACAGAUGUAAACGUAGACUACACAAGAAGCAGCUCUGUGGUCGAGGGUGGCCAGAUCUCACUUAAAUGUACCAGCACGAGCAGGCCUGCACCCACGCACUACAAGUGGUUCAUUUCCCCAAACAGCACCACCUUCAGUCCCAAUGGAAGUACUGUUGUCCUUCUAGAUGUGAGGAGAAACACAUCUGUUUCCUGCAUCGUCAAUAACUCUAUCGGACAGGGUGAAUCAAAGCAACUGUUACUCAAUGUCCAUUAUACACCCAAGAAUGUAAGAAUAGAAUACACAAGAAGCAGCACUGUAGUCGAGGGUAACAACAUCUCACUUCAAUGUACCAGCAACAGCAACCCUACAGUCACAGCCUAUGAGUGGGUCGUCACCCAAAACACCAACACCACCCGCUACAGAGAAAAUCCUCUUGUCCUUCAAAAUGUCAGGAGAGACACGUCUGUUUCCUGCAGCGCCUCUAACUCUGUUGGAACAGGCCAAUCACAACAGUUAUCUCUCAGUGUCAAUUAUGCCCCAACAGAUGUAAAAGUAGAUUACACAGGAAGCAGCUCUGUGGUCGAGGGUGGCCAGAUCUCACUUAAAUGUACCAGCACGAGCAGGCCUGCACCCACCAACUACAAGUGGUUCGUUUUCCCAAACAGCACCACCUUCAGUCCCAGUGGAAGUACUGUUGUCCUUCUAGAUGUGAGGAGAAACACAUCUGUUUCCUGCAUCGUCACUAACUCUAUCGGACAGGGUGAAUCAAAGCAACUGUUGCUCAAUGUCCAUUACGCACCCAAGAAUGUAAGAAUAGAAUACACAAGAAGCAGCACUGUAGUCGAGGGUAACAAGAUCUCACUUCAAUGUAUCAGCAACAGCAACCCUACAGUCAUAGCCUAUGAGUGGGUCGUCACCCAAAACACCAACACCACACGCUACAGAGAAAAUCCUCUUGUCCUUCAAAAUGUCAGGAGAGACACGUCUGUUUCCUGCAGCGCCACUAACUCUGUUGGAACGGGCCAAUCACAGCGGCUAUCUCUUAGUGUCAAUUAUCCUCCAACCAUCUUGCCGGGCUCAUUUUGCUCCACUAAGAACGGAAGAUUAAUGUGUAAAUGCCAAGCUGAGGCCAAUCCAAGGGCUAACAUCUCUUGGACUGUAGAUGGCAGCAGUGCACUUUCUCCAAAAUUCAACACCACAACCUGGGACAAUGGAAGCUUGACAUUAUCAGAGUUGACUGGACCUCAGGGGCAUAAUGUCACCUGCACAGCAAAAAAUAAUGUGGGCCAACAAAUUACCAAGAUACUUUUCCAGUUUGAAGGGAUUGCUUCUAUUCUGGUGGUAGCUGGGGCAGCUGGAGCAGCCGGUGUGUGUAUCAUCACAAUAGUUGUGGCAGUGAUCGUGAUUUGUAAGAAGAGGCGACAUGCGGAGCCAAGUGGAGACCUCACCAUUGCCGAGCCUACAAAGCAUGAGAGAAGGUGCCAUAACUACCAUAUAAACUCAGAAGAAAACCUGUAUACAAACACAGAGCAGGAUCCACCUGCUUAUAAAGAACAGGUCGUAGAUUCCAGUAUCUAUGCCAAUUAUGACUUAUGACCAUCUCAAUUCAAGAGGAAUCAACAUGUUGAUGUUUAAUUAAGAAUAUUUUCUUUACUGCCACAGAAAAUAAGAAUUAAUUGUGCUUACCUUUACAUUGCCUAAACUGCAAAUAUAAAGUUUCUUACAAGCAAGAACAGGCUUUAUACUAAUACAUAAUAAAAAUGCAUCAUUUUUUAACUUAAUAUAUUUGUAUUUUUAUUUUUUGAGCAUCUAUUUUUGUACCAUAUGUAAUAUCAAAACUGAUUUUUUUUUCAGUAUUGCUUAAAUUAAAUAAAGGCUUUCUUGUCAUAAAACAACAUAAGUGUAUUGAACUGUCAUAUCUGAAUUAUUUAAAUGAAAUUAAAAUCAUGAUUAUAAGAUCU